This is a messenger RNA of Cavia porcellus (domestic guinea pig), 643 nucleotides long. RefSeq names its product G2/mitotic-specific cyclin-B1-like. The record is from RefSeq and is a predicted model, not a curated record. Gene Ontology annotation, biological process: regulation of cyclin-dependent protein serine/threonine kinase activity; mitotic metaphase chromosome alignment; mitotic cell cycle phase transition. Gene Ontology annotation, cellular component: mitochondrial matrix; nucleus; cyclin B1-CDK1 complex. The transcript has a single exon. Gene Ontology annotation, molecular function: cyclin-dependent protein serine/threonine kinase regulator activity. Bases 1 to 582 code for a protein of 193 amino acids. NCBI's taxonomy places the organism in Eukaryota, Metazoa, Chordata, Mammalia, Rodentia, Caviidae.
AUGUUAAAAAAGCAGCUGGUUGGAGUCACUGCCAUGUUCAUUGCAAGCAAAUAUGAAGAAAUGUACCCUCCAGAAAUCGGUGACUUUGCUUAUGUGACUAACAGCACUUACACUAAGCACCAGAUCAGACAGAUGGAAAUGAGGAUUCUCAGAGUUUUGAACUUUGCUCUGGGUCGCCCACUCCCCCUGCACUUCCUUCGUAGGGCAUCUAAGAUUGGAGAGGUUGAUGUUGAGCAACAUACUUUGGCCAAAUACCUGAUGGAACUAUCUAUGUUGGACUAUGAUAUGGUGUACUUUCCUCCUUCUCAAAUUGCAGCAGGAGCUUUUUGCUUAGCACUGAAAAUUCUUGAUAAUGGUGAAUGGACACCAACUCUGCAGCAUUACCUGUCGUAUACUGAAGAGACUCUUCUUCCCGUCAUGCAGCACCUGGCUAAGAAUAUAGUCAUGGUGAAUCGUGGGCUUACGAAGCACAUGACUGUCAAGAACAAGUAUGCUACAUCGAAACAUGCUAAGAUCAGCACUCUCCCGCAGCUGAACUGUGUAUUAGUUGAAGAUUUGGCCGAGGCUGUAGCAAAAGUGUAACUUGUAAACUUCAAAACUCUAUCCACAAAUAAAAUUGGCACCAUGUGCCACUUGUACAUAC